Giardia duodenalis is the source of this 5010-nucleotide messenger RNA. RefSeq lists its product as uncharacterized. NCBI's taxonomy places the organism in Eukaryota, Fornicata, Diplomonadida, Hexamitidae. The transcript has a single exon. Bases 1 to 5010 code for a protein of 1669 amino acids. The record is from RefSeq and is a predicted model, not a curated record.
AUGACUGUCAACCUUCUAAAGUCGAUAGCGAGCUCCUACGAGCAAUUUGAGGCCAUUUUCAACGGUAACAAGGUCCCGGGCCUCUUCAAAGUCUUCAAAGACAUCGUUGGCUCCUGCACAGAUUCUACAAAAGCGUGUGUGUGCUUACGCCUAUUCAACCUCUGUUCCACCGACGCUCCUGAGGCCCUUCUGCAAUUCAAUGACUUCCUACCCGCUGACUAUGCUUUCAUAGCGAAGAGCGCCGGUCCUGGUGCCAAGCCACUGGUCCUCCUCCCCAAGGCCUUAGAAGAGCACAGCAGGACUUGUCCCAAUGACCACGGUGCCACCCACCAUCCGAACUCUCAUGAGGACGAGAACGUGCUGAUGUACACCAUAGAGAGCCUACUUCCGGCCGAUAGUUCGUUAGAAUUUAAGCACCUCAUUAUCGCUUUUUCAUCCCAGCAAGUGGAAGCAGUUGAGUUUAUUAUGUACAGUACGUACCUAAUGAAGGAGUAUCCGGAGUUCUUAACCUGCUUGAUGUUCUAUUUAACCCCCAGCUGGAAGAAGUUUUCAUAUAAAUCCUUAAACAUAGUUCCCCUCGAACAAAUGGGUGCCAAAUAUGGACUGUCCCAGGACUUGUCGGAUGAUGAAUACAUGCGUGCUAUUCUCUAUUUCGUUUCUAAUUCUAAUUUAUUAUCUCAGAAUGCUCUAGAGUGGCGCACGUCAGUGAUUCAGUCCAUAAGUUCCAGUUUAAAUGAGAUGAUGGCGAAGUCUCCGAAGCUCUUCGACCACACGCGAACCACUGUACUGAAUCUGAUGGUUGAUAACCGGACAAAAGAGGUCUAUCAACCCUUUGACGACCAAGCAGGAUUGCCUCCACAAAUGUACAGGCAAUCUAGUGCAGAAUACGGGGUACCUACUGGAGCUUCGGCUGGCUCUCUGCGUGCUGCUCCGGGAAAGGCUGCGGCAAAAGAUAAAUCUAUAAAGCCUUACAAAGCAAAAUCAGGCUCUAACUCUCGGUCAUCUGAUCACUGGUCUUUGGGUAGAAAUACUAUAGGGAGCAUGCGCUCGAUACUGCUAUAUGAGGGUGCCUUCGGGGCUGAAUUCAAAAAUCUGGCUGAACUGGCACAACAUACAGAGAGCUACUUUUUGGCACUGCUUCACGCAAAGGAACUUCCACGACAUGCCAUUUUAUCAUAUCGUAUACCGUGUUGUCGGGUGUUUCUCAUUGACGUCUGUGAGACGCUCCUAAAUUCGAACGCACUACCCCUUAUGAAGGACAGCUAUGCUGCUGCGAAGAUGCACAAGUAUGGGCUUGUCGAUUCCUUUACAGACUAUGGAGUUGUCUCCAGCAACUUCGACAUGGAAAGCCACGACGAAACAGACAAGGGAAAAACUGCUCCAUCAACGGCUUUGAGCCUAGAGUAUUUCACUCGGCGCCAAGAAUAUUUGAGGAAGGUUCAGCUAUUUAUGAAACGAUAUGUCUCUCUUCCUCUAGCAGAUCAAUAUCUUCUUAUCACUAGAAAGCACAACGAAGCCAUUACAUUCAUUGAGAACGCCUUCUUUUGUCAAUUAAAGUAUAAUUUACGAGGGCUCUUCGCUCUGGCGUCCCUCAACGAAGUUGGUGACUCGCGUCCUCUCUCGUAUGCAUGGCAACAAGUGACCGCAUCAUACAUCAAGGCAAAUUCGCAGAUGAACUAUCCUUGUAGAAUAACAGUGGACGAUUCUUUUCUAGUCUACAUGCAAUUGACUCAUUCGAUGCACAUCCAGGAGAUUCUAGAGUCCUAUCCAUCGAUUGGACAUAAGGCAUGUCGAGGGCUUCUGGCUCAGCGUACUAACAAAGAGAUCCUUGACCAGCAUGCGCCAUUCAUUGAGCGCGGGAUUCUAAGUACACGCGAUAUCUACGAGAACUUUCUAUUCUUCAGCAACGACCGCAACUUUGAUACAAUAUCUCAGAUCCCACAAUCAUGGAGCAGUGCAAUCAACUACAUUCUUUUCUACUCUGGUUCUGGCAACUACACGACUCAAAACAUUCAUACCCACAAUAUGAUCAGUAUUCAACAAACAGCACAGAUUGCAGAGGGAAUAUCCACGGGGACGAUACCCUCAUAUUCUCAAUGGUUCACUCAGACAGGCGACAUGCUUCUUCCCCUCGACAUACCUGUCAUGAGCAUUGCCACGGAGAGUAACUUGACAACCUUUGAGAUGCGGGUGAAUCGUCUGAGUAUGGAGGAAAGGAACAGGAUUUCUGCUGCGAAUAUCCCUGAGUGUAACACAUCUUAUCGAUUCAAGCACCCCGUUCGAUUAGUCAGACAAGACUCCGUGCUGAAUAAGUACUACUAUGGCACCUUCCCAAUGGGGUCUGAGAGCAGCGCCAAAUCCAUACGUCAGAUGAACGUCUCGCAACUCAUGGAGGAUAACAGAAAAAUAGUCCAAAGCACUGAUGACAUUGCUGGAUUGGAAGAAGAACUCAUUAAAUAUGACGUGGUCAUAUACAAUCUUAAGCUAAUAGAGCAGAAGCUCCAAGUCUUUUGCUCAAAAUACUGUCCAAAUCUUCUACGGAUAGAGUGUAACCGCAACUAUGAAGGCGCACACGAUGUUCUUUAUGAAGGUGAUUGUCAAUUUGAUGACAUGACGUUCGAGACUGUCAAGAAGCGGGAGUCUGUUCUCGCGAGUGGCUCCAUUGCCAAAGAGAUGGGCGGGUCCUCACAUACUAUGGAGUCAUCCUGCUCAGAUCCGUAUGUCAUCUCGACUGUCCAGGAGCCGGAAGAGGUUGCUAGAAACAUGAAUGAGCCUGAAAUUAAGAAGUUAGUUGCACCGUCUCCUACAAGUCCCACCAAUCAUGCUGAACCAGAGGCAUCUCUCCUACCAAGGCCCUCUGAAAGAGAAAAUUCCGACCCGGUUCACGGCGAGCCAAGUAUUCCUAUGGCAGCCCCCAAGCUUCUAAUUAAGAAUGAAGCUACGUAUUUGCCGGAUAUACGACAUGCAGGUGUAUCUGUCAAGAGAGAGGAAGAGUUGGGUGUGCAAGGUUCAGCCCCCAAGGAUCCUGCAGAUGGGGAAAUUACCUGCAGAAACACAGUCCCCGACUCCCCUAUUGCCGCACAUAUUACUGCACGCUUUCUACAACACCCUCAAGAGACCAGUAUAUAUCCCCUAUCUCCAGGCAAUGCAGCUGGGUCCCAACAGCGGCAUAGAAGCAAGCUCUCCACAACCGACAUUCAGCGGGAGGUUAUGAAGGACAUGGAACUGGGUCAAACUGCAUGUCUCGAUUUACCGCUACCAUGCCUGGAAACAAUCAAGUCAGUGAUAGGGUUGGACUACUAUGACCUCUUCCUCAGACAUCCCAAGACUUCGGCCCCGUUCGUUCUUAAGCGACUUAGGGUAUUCCUCAGAGAUCUUCAAAGCCACCGAAACCUUAAUCAGAGUCCGUUGAUCAUACGGAAGUUAAGGACUUGUAGUCUCAGAAAUCUGGACCACUUGAGUAACGGUCAGGCUGAGAUAGACAAGAAGGCGUUUGUCAUACGGAACAUGUUUGCAGAUUUUGAACUAAAACAAAAGAACAGUUAUUAUAUCAGCGACACUCUUCUAGAUCGAGGGCACUAUGACUGCAUUACUUCUGAAUUUGUUCUCAAACCAGAGAUAAAAGACCCAACUGAUGACAACCAGAUGUCGUUUUGGGACAAGCUCAUGUCAAUCAGCGAUGCGUGUCCGACGCUCACCAAGUUCUGGCACGAUGAAGAGCAGUGUCCAGAGGAGCGCUUUAGAGAGCAGAGAAAGAUCACCCAGGACCAACUUAUCCAUAUCUUAUCCAGCCAAGCUUAUCCUGGUUGCUAUUGCUCCUGUAGCGAUCGGUUGAGUAAUGUGAAGGAGACUCCGAUCAGUGACACUGGCCUCUCUCUGCUCAACAAGCUGAAGAUAGUGGUCGAUGCCAUGUAUGCACAAGCGCGCCAGAAGCUAGGCCUUUCUGCCAAUCCCGCCCAACACAAGUGCUACUUUUUGCCCCAUAUAGCAUUCAAUAUACGCCACAUUAAGCCUGAGGCGCUUCAGUUUCUCAAGACCUGGUUACUGCACUCCCACUCCGACACUCCCUCAUCCGUCUUUUCGGCAACGGUGGAUGAUGGCCUUCAGGAGGGCUUCUUUAAUGCAGUCUUCGGGCAGAUCCUUUACGCAGACAGAGACGUAGAGAUGAACGAAACCCAAUCUGCUUCUAUUGUCGAGUUCAUGACAUACAUUCUCUUGAGAUUUGCUUACUCUGUGCUCACUAGGCUUUCAAUCGCACGACAGAUCUGUGAAGAGGUCCGCCCUGGCGUGUCUGCCGAGACAUUACAGUUCGAGGUACUUCGCAAAUUUGGGCUUGUAGAUCCAUUUGACCCUGCAAACCCACGAAACGCCUAUGAGUACUCGAUCCUGUUUAUGAAUCUCUUGAACGCUAUUCCAGGAAACAUAGCCAAUUGUGCAGACAUAGACCAGAUACCAACGCAAUCCCUUGGCGCAUACUUUACAGAAAAGGAGAUUGCUGAGGCAUUGGACUCUGCUAAAGACAGCUUCCAGCCAGGAGUGGGCUCAGAGGCCCGAGAUGAACAAGCCAAGAGCCCUAGGACAGACCUUUAUUGGCUUAUUGUGCAGUGGUAUAUACUAACUGAAAAGGUAUCACAGGAGCAAUUUGAGUUCGAUAUGUCAGCUCUAUUAGGCUCCUCGGUGGCCGUUAUCUUCAACCUCAAGCCCAUCAUGAAAAAUAUGCGCAAAAUAUACACUGACAUAUUUACAAUGUACGCCGAAGUGCAUCGGAUACACGCUUCGGAUGGUAUCUUCAAGGGGAAUACCGUGGACGCCAACAUGAUCAGUGCCGUGUUGCUCUAUAUCCAGCAUGCCCUAAAAAUUAACAUGCUAGCGGAGCAAUCCGGUGAGCUUUUGAGUCGGACUCUCCUAUGCGAUAUUGCCAAUAAGCGGGGGUCUGGCAUUAUGCUCUGUGAAGUGGUGGCUGGAUGCAUGUGCUUUACAGAGCUAUUUGAUGUUAAGCCGAUGCCCUAG